Messenger RNA from Entelurus aequoreus (snake pipefish), 1587 nucleotides. RefSeq names its product somatostatin receptor type 5. The transcript has a single exon. Bases 258 to 1250 code for a protein of 330 amino acids. Lineage: Eukaryota; Metazoa; Chordata; Actinopteri; Syngnathiformes; Syngnathidae. Gene Ontology annotation, molecular function: somatostatin receptor activity; neuropeptide binding. Gene Ontology annotation, cellular component: neuron projection; membrane. Gene Ontology annotation, biological process: cellular response to glucocorticoid stimulus; neuropeptide signaling pathway; regulation of insulin secretion. The record is from RefSeq and is a predicted model, not a curated record.
AAGAGAUAUAAAACGGGCUCCAAGGGAGAAAGAGCGUCCGUCCGUCCUGUUCGUUUGAAGGGUGUUAAUGCAAAGGCCUAUGGGUCUCGCUGGGGAUCGUGCCUUUAUCACCACAAAGGAAUAAGCUUUGACUCCUUUUUUGUUUUUGAACAAAUAAAAGGAUUGACCGCAUGAGGGAAGGCAGUCGACGAGUCGCCGAAGCUUGAGUAGGAUCUUUCGGUUUUGAAAGGUGAGAAGAAGCGUGAAUUUGAUGCAGAAUGGACGCUGAUAUAAACAAUUGGACUGAUGUGGACGACCAUUUUGACACAGAGGCCCGAAUUGAUGGUUUCGGUGUCCUCAUGGCAGUUCUGUACCCGCUGGUUUGCAUUGUCGGACUCGCCGGGAACUCUCUGGUCAUCAUUACCAUUUUGAAACUGGAUAAAAUGUCAUCGGCCACCACGGUGUACAUUUUUAACCUGGCGCUAGCCGAUGGGCUGUUCAUGGUCGGGCUCCCCUUCAUGGCGAGCCAGAACUUCCUGUCCAAGUGGUUGUUUGGCAACGUGGCGUGCAAAGUGGUCAUGGUGCUGGACGGCAUCAACCAGUUCACUAGCGUCUUCUGUCUGACCGUGAUGAGCAUCGACCGCUACAUGGCACUGGCCGACCCGCUUCGGUUCGCCUGUUGGAGGACGCCGCGUUGCGCCAAGAUCAUCUCGGCCUUGCUGUGGCUGUUCUCCCUGGUCACGAUCCUUCCAAUGGCGCUUCACUUCUCGGCAGAUCGAGGCCUGUGCAUACCGGACAUCAUUUCGGACGUUUGGUGGCUCGGCAUCCUUUCCUACACCUUCGUUUUAGGAUUCGCUUUGCCCUUCACCGUCAUGACUGCCUCCUACACGGCUUUGCUGCUCACCUUGCGGUCGCAGCGUCUUCAGGCUACCACACCCAACCACGAAAACCACCGUCCGGAGCGACAGGUUACCAAAAUGGUAGUGGCGGUGGUGAUUGUGUUCGGUAUGUGCUGGCUGCCGUUUUACACCUUCAACUUCUGCUCCAUGUAUGAAACGGACCUUACCUUUGCCAGAGCUUUCGAUUGUGUGGUCUUGCUGUCGUACUCGUGGAGCUGCGCCAACCCCAUCCUCUACACUUGCCUCUCGGACACCUUCAGGAGGCAUUUCCGCACCCUCCUCUGCUCGGCCACUAAGUCUUCCCCCAGCAUGCAAUGCAACACUGAGCGGUAUGACCUAACCAUGACAGGUGUGCAGGAUGUCACUUUCUAGCAUAGAGGGGAAAAAAAGCAUUACAACAAUAAUUCUUAUAAUUAUGCAAAAUUAGGGAAGGUUUAUGUGGUGGUUUGAGAAAGAAACCCUGGCAUCUGCUGAACGUGCGGGAUUUGCCUCCAAGACGGAAGUAUUGUUUGUUUUUUUUGUUGACAUUCUCAACUGCUGGCAUUUAGUUGUGUCCAGAGAGAUUUGGUUUGGAUCAUGCAAUGAGUUAUUACAAGCUGUCAGGUAGGUCGAUCCAAAAAUAGGCACAUUCUGGUUUGACUUUGAGGAAAUCUAACACACUUUACUUGUCCAGUGUAAUCCCCUCUUGAGUUCUGUCGGAAGCAUGGCU